AUGCAAGCAUCAACGAGAGAAAGGAAGCGGGCGGCCGAUCGCGAAGCCCAACGGAUCAAUCGCGCUCGAACCAAGGAAUAUAUUGAGCAAUUGGAGAGAACCAUCGAAAGUUUCGUCGGUCAGAAUGGCAGCCAACUCGUGGAAGAAAAUUAUAGAAAACAACGCAAGCAGUUGAGUGACUUGCAAGGUACAUUGAAGAAGAUAGCCCGCAUCGCGGACAAUGCCGCCAACCAAGAAACGGUUCCCUCCCCCGAUGAAUCGGCUGAAGGUAGCAAGUCACAAAGCGUCCAGCGGAAGCUGUCUCCGUACAAUUAUCUAGGGGAGUCCGAUGCCCCUAGCAGCAGUAUUACGGGCUAUAUCCCUGCCCCACAGACAAGCCUUCAUCCGGAUGACUUCUUUGGGAUGGACUUCAACUGUAGCGACCGUGAGAGGAACUAUCUUUUGAUGCUUGGGAGCGCAUUCAACCUAAUUGGAGGGAGCUCUGGUUAUAAUGUAUUUGCUGGCACGUCUCCAACAGCAGAUGACGACCUUUGCAUUCGUGCCGUUGUGGAUGGUUGGGACGCUGCAAAAGACAGACAUUCAUUUGAUCCUGGAUGGAGGCUUCUCUUUGCUGUUGACCAGGGCCUUAUCUAUAGAGCUGAUGCGAGCACGAGAGUUGCCAUGCUACGAAUAAUGAGGUCUUUGCUGCUCCAAAAGUCAGGCUCCAAUUAUGGGGUGCAGUCUGCCGUCCCUGAGUACAUGCGUGCAAGCCAUAUCCAGACUACUAUUCCGCAUGCCCCAUUCCUUGACUAUUUUCCGCUUCCGCAAUUUCGCGAUUACUGGAUUCUGGAGGGUAUUGACUACGCGUCCGAGAGCUGCGCGGUCGAAUUUAUUACGAGAAUCCACUUCGCGUGGCCGUUCGAAAUUAGAGAUGUCUUUUUAAAAGAGGUUUCAACUGGAAACUACCUCUUCUCGCACGAGUUCAGCAAGAGAUACCAUGAUCCCGAGUGCUGGGAUUUUAAUAAUCUUAGAGUGCCUAUGCAGCUCUUGAAUUCCAAUCCAACAACUAUCGACCCUCAACUUGGAACAGCAGAUGACUUGUUGUCUUUCUUCGAACCCGGCAUUGAGGAGAUUUGA
Messenger RNA from Aspergillus steynii IBT 23096, 1116 nucleotides. RefSeq lists its product as uncharacterized. NCBI's taxonomy places the organism in Eukaryota, Fungi, Ascomycota, Eurotiomycetes, Eurotiales, Aspergillaceae. The record is from RefSeq and is a predicted model, not a curated record. The transcript is spliced from 4 exons. Bases 1 to 1116 code for a protein of 371 amino acids.